UUCCCCUUAAUUCACUUUUCCCAUGACAAGUGAAAUUUUUAAAAUUUUUAUAUUGGAUAUAUACCUCAUAUGGAUUUUAUUUUGAACUAUUUGCUCCCCAAAACAUGACCUACUAAUAAUAGAUACAAAUUUUUGACAUUGUUUGGCUUUUAGAAAUAGGCCUACUUAUUGUUUUUUUUUUAAAGGAUGAAAUCGAUUUAUCAGACAAUUCUUCUCUGUUUUUUUUCAUGAGGUAUUGUAGUUUUUUUCGUUUUAUUCGUUCGAUCAUUCUUUAAAAUCCCAAAUAUUUGUAUACUCAAUAUACAGUCGAUAGAGUUUUAAUAAUUAGGUAUGCAUGAAGUGAUGGAAGAAUCUCAAGUCUCAAAAUGGUCGUUAAUGGAUUGAUUUAUAAGUUUAGCGGAAUUGAUCUAGUAUCUUUCUCUGUUUUGUUGUCCAUUUCUAUUAUCUUCUCUUCCAAGUAAAAUUGCAUUAAUUAUAACUUUAGAAUUGUUUUUACUAUUGUAUAUCGGACUGUUUCAGUAUAGGAAAUUAACUAAUUCUUAUUUGUUUUACUAUUUCAAGAAUCUUUAAUGAUUUUAAGUUAAACAACUGAAAAACUAAGUAGAGGAAGUUGAGUUUAUUAAUUGCACAUUUCAGCCAAUUAUUGCAAAGUAGAGAGUGACGUCAAAAAAAAUCGCUCUCUAAACGGAGAGAGAGACAGAGAGUGAGGAACGCAGAGACACAGUGCCAUAGUUAACUCGAAUACUUCAUUCUGCGUUGCACCAUGGAAAAGGAGGAUGCAAAUAAAACCGUUAUGAACAAUUUUACUUUCAACAGAUUUAUUUCAACGUUGCCGCCAUCAUUCGACUAUUUUAUAGCUUUUUACAUGAUCAUUCUAAUAUUGCUUACAGUACUCUUAAAUGGAUUGCUAUUAAUUGCCAAUUGGAGAAAACGUAAAAACCUCUCUACAUUCGAUAUUUGUCUAAUUAAUAUGAGCAUCUCUGGAAUAAUUCCAGCAAUAUUCAGUUAUCCUUUGCUCGUUUAUUCGUCAAUAAAUCACGGUUGGGCAUUUGGCGUUUCGGGUAAAUAGAAAUAUAUCUAUUAUAUUGUAUAAUACUUUUUCCUUAUAUCAAUAUAAUAACAACGAAAAUCCAUCUCUUAUAUUUUCUUUCUAAGCCUGUAAGAGGGACGGUUUCGUUGUGUUUUUCUUUGCCGUGGUGCAAAUAGCAACUUUGAUGCUUAUGAGUAUUCUUAGAUAUCUUAAAGUUUGUCAUCCGAUUAAGGGUAUUUUUUAUCAAUUAAUUGGUCUGUUUAAUUAUUAAACACUUUUUUUUAAUUACCAUCCUUACACAGAUAAUAUUUUAAACCAAAAUCAUGUAAUAGGAUUUGUUUUUUUAACGUACGUGUAUUCCGCCAUCUGGACUCUGGGUCCUUUGAUAGGUUGGGCUUCCUACGGAAUUGAGCCUUGGAAGUUAACGUGUUCAAUUGAUUGGACAAAUAUAACAACAUCCUAUUUAAUUUGUUGUUUUGUUGCUUGUUACCUAUUGCCUUUACUAUGCAUUAUUGGAUUUUAUUCAAGAAUUACUAUAGUCGUCGGAAACUUUUAUAGAAGCAGGCGAGUUUUAUCACACAGAGACAGAAAUCGCUAUGAUCAGCAUAUGUUAAAAUUAACUGUUGGAAUGAGUUCCGCCUUCUUCCUUGCAUGGACUCCUUACGCAAUCGUGUCUUUUAUGUCAUCUCUAAACAUGCAAACUAUUAGCAUAGCGGCCACACCAAUUCCGGCUAUUUUUGCCAAGUCUUCAACCGUUUAUAAUCCUAUUGUUUAUUAUUUGAUGAUUCAACGUUUUCGAGACGAAAUUUGGCAAUUACUGUGCAGCUUUCGACUAUCAAAAAAGAAGGUUGGUGGUAAAUCAGUAGAAGAAAUGAGGCAAGAACAAGACGAAAUGAAGGGAAUUAUGUUAGAACUGCUCAAGGAUGUUAAAGAAAUGAAACGGGGUAUGGCAAUUUCGUCUACUGAUUCUGAUGUAAAGAAAUCAUCAUCAAGUCAUAUUGCUUACAAGAACUUGGCGACUGAAGAUGAUCCUACAAUAUGUACCCAAGUCUGUAGUACACUAUGAUUGACUUUUGUAUUUAUUUCCAUAAAAAGUCUUUUAAAGAACGCGGUAUAAGAAUGUCUUUAAUUUUUAAGUAAAUACAUUUCUUUGCACCGAUCUUCUUUCUUAAACCGGCAACAAGCCUACUAUUCACUUUUGCGGCUACAUUUUCUUUAUUACCAUCGAGUGAGUUGUAGAAUUUAUAUUCAGUAUUCGCGACUGCCCCAAUAAUACCGUCAGUAUAUUUGUCCAUUUCGUACGAAUUGUCUACAGCGUCCACAUAGAAAGAUAAAUAACCUCUUCUUUUCACUAUUCGAAAAUCGACUGAUCUGAGUUCUUUCUGAUAUCUUCCUAAUAUUGUAUUAUCUCUGAGUUCUAAUGUUAAACCAUUUUUUUGGCCAUUAGUAAACCACCAGCUUUCGUCGCCUAGCCAUUGUUUAAGUCCGUCUCCUCCUGCAGUUUCCACAGAAUCCUUUCUAACGUACAAUAGUCUUCCAUCUUUUGAAUAAAUUUCAAUCUCUUCAACAAGAAAGCUAUCGGCAGUUGUUAACCAAACGGUUAAUGCGGAAAUUGAAUCGUGGAAUAUUUUUAACUUUCCACCAAGAGGCAUGCUUAUAUCAUAGCAGAGUUUUUGAAUUUUAUUAUUAAUGUCGAUUACACUUUGAAUUAAAUGGGUUUCACUCUCAUCACGUCCAACGAUACUUAAAACAUGCUCUCUCUUAGGCAUAAUUAAAAGACGUCCGUUUUCAGUGCAUGAGAGGAUUAACAUUAUACGAUUCGUCAGGGCUCGCUUUAAAUCGUAUUCGUAGGUUAUCUCGCUACGACUUAAAGUAAGAAGAAAUCGUUGAGGUUUUUCCCCAAGUUUAAAUUGGGGGCUUGUAACAUAACAGACUAAUUUAGUCCUUUCAGUAAGAUGACCUCGAAGAAUUCCAAAUUUCACUCUCGCUUCGUCCGUAUCUUCGUUCCAAUUGCUCUUCGAAUUAAGCCAACCUAUGUCAUCUGGGGAAAAAAAAAAGAUUUUUCUCUUUCAAUAAAAACCCGUCUUUAGUACUAAUCAAAUGAAUUCUCUUCUUCAAUGCCUUAUAGUAAAUUUAUUGGACGGUAAUAAAUACUGCCAACUGAAUAACUUACAAUUAGCUAAUGCUCCUAUGAUAAGAAGGGAAAAGACAAUUUCAACGACAAACGUUCGCGUCAUUGUUUAUAUUUCAACUGAGCUAUUAUCUCACCUUUAACCAGUUUAAAUAAUAGAAAAGAAAAAAACACGUAUAUAUUAAGA
Messenger RNA from Dimorphilus gyrociliatus, 3348 nucleotides. Lineage: Eukaryota; Metazoa; Annelida; Polychaeta; Dinophilidae. The record is from the annotation of a GenBank genome assembly.